UACUGGGUCUGCGCGCAGGCUACAUUAACGCUGAUAUUAAGAGCAUCCCAAUGUCUUCUAAAGAUGUAGAGAAACUAUUUGAAAUCACAUCGUUAGGAAUCAAUAGUUAGGAAAUCACAUCGUUAGGAGUUGUUGACUAGCUAAGGCAAAUAGGCUCGGUCUGAAUGUUACCAUAUGUGAUUGUAUGCUGACAUGCCAAAGAAGACAAAAUGAAGCACAUAUUAAUGAUUCUCUUUUAAAAAUUAGCCAAUAAAAUAUAAAAGGGCAAGUACAUCGAAAUGCUUAGGUAUGACCAUAGACGGCAAAUUUAAUUGAAAUCCCGAUGCGAAGUAUUGAAAGGGAAAGUAAAAGGGGAAAGUAAAAUGCAUGGAGGAAGUUACAGCGACUCAUAUCUUAGUUCAAGGGCCACAAAUUGAAAGCAAUAUUAAAUCCUGAUUAACCCAUCAAAAACCAAAUUAAAUCAUUUGCAAAAGCUAAAGAGUAGGACAAAAGUAUGGUUUUCUAUCAACGAUCUACUUGAUUGUUAUGAGCUAGUCAUGAAAUAGAAACAUAUAUUUUCGUUUCUGCCCUGAAUUUUUUCAAUAAAGUUGCAACCAGGUUCAAUGAACAAAUAAUUGUGCCCGUAAUUGAAAUGAAAAUAGCUGUUUACCGGUCUAUCAUAAGUGCUUCGUGCUUGUAAAUGUUUUUUUCAGGGGGAUUUGGCAGGAUUAUUUGCUGAUUGGUGGACAUGAAAAGUCCCAUUCAUAGUUAUUAUAGGGUAAUAAUUGGACUUACGACGAGUAACGGUCUCCAUUUCAGAAAUAAAAAAAUCAAGAUCUCAAAAAAAAGAUGUCAAGAAUGCACCUGGCAGUUGUUGUUUUGAGACCUUAAUCUCGUUUUGAAAAGGAGGAGAGAGAAAUAUCAGAAAUGGCGGAUAAUCAAGCUGCUGGAACUGGUGAAGGGCGAAAGAAUGUGCCAAAAUUGAAAGAGCUGUUAAGAAGACAACGAAGAGACUCAGAGGGUCAGAAUGAAGCACCAUCCUUGGAUUUUAUUUAUACUGACACAGAUUCACUGAUGAAUGAGCUGGCUGAACUCUACAGCUACACAGAACAAGAGGAAUUUGAACUAAAUGCUGAGCAGUUUUAUGAAGAUUUUAAAAAAAUUGAGAGCCAACCAUGGAAAGAAAUAUCACCAAAGCAGAAAAAUCAGUACAUGAUGAGACUUUUAGAUCGUCUUGAAACAGUUUCAGUGGAAGAAAGAAGAAAUGCUGCCAGAUCUGUACUGUAUUUAUGCCAAGGGAUGUUUAAAGAGUCAAAUUGUGAGGAAGACCUGCUUCCAACGAUUUCACAAAAUGUUCUGUUGAUUUACCGUUCUGGAGUUUUUGCUGUUGUACAACAACUGUUGUUGAUGGAAGCUGAAAAUAUCGACUCAGUUCAAGCAGCUUUGCAGAAACCUUCAAUAUCCAUUGCUGAUAGCAUUGAUUUGAGAAUAUGCAUAAACAUACUGUACACUGUGGUGGAAGUGAUCCGAAUAAAUCAAUCAAAGUCUGAGGAAAUGAGCAAGGCUGCAGAGGGCCUGAGACUUGACUUGGACGGCAGCAAAGAAGAGGAAGAUGGAGGGCCUUUUGCUUAUCACAUUUUUGAGAUGAUUCUCAAAUUCUGUGCUGGAAGUGCUCCGCAUUACCCAAUCAAGAAGCUCCUUUUAUUAUUAUGGAAAGUAAUAUUGUUUACUCUUGGAGGGUUUGAUGAACUUCUUGAAGAGAAGAAACAAGGUCGAGUUCAAGCUGGGUUGUCUCCGAGCUUUGAAGAACAAAAUUUCGAGAAUUUUGGUCAUCCGCCAGAGUAUUACUUGAGAGCAUCUUCUCCGCAGAGGGAGAAGGAAGAAAGGAAAAGAAGAAAUGAAAUAUCCACUGCCAUGGACAAGGAUGAAGAUUUGGAACAAGAAUCAAUUCUAGAAGAUGAUGCGAAAAGUUUUAUAAGAAAUGAAUUACUACUUAGGCCGAAAGUUAGACAAAAGGAUGUGCAGGCGUUUCUUCAGACGUGCAGAGCGAAAUUCGUUGGCUAUCAACUCACAAAUGAUAUUACUUCAACGGCUGGACUUCCUCGCCCCAUUUUAGAAGGUUUUCAAGUUUUAAAAAGCCAUGUCUAUGUAUCAUUGGCGGAAAUCCACAUCAAAAGAGAAGAGGACACGACAAACCGCCCCUUCAGCAAGGGAAAGACAGAGCUCCCUCAAACGCGAGCUGAACUUCUUUACAAAGCGUUGCUGCCUGUUUUACCUCAGUAUAUGAUUACCUUGCUGAAGAUUCUUCUUGCAUCAGCACCAACAGCAAAAGCAAAAACCGAUUCCAUUAAUAUACUCACUGAUGUUUUACCGCCAGAAAUGCCUACUACUGUUUUGAAGUCGAUGCAAUUGGCUAUUGAUGUUAACAGACAUAAGGAAAUUCUCGUGAAGUCAAUAUCUGCAUUGAUUCUCCUGUUCUUGAAGCACUUCAAAGUGAAUCACAUUUAUCAGUUUGAGUUUGUUAGCCAACAUUUGGUUUUUGCUAAUUGCAUCCCAUUGGUUCUUAAAUUCUUCAACCAAAACACAUCAGCAUACGUUGCAGCAAAAAACAGUGUUCCUGUCCUGGAUUUUCCUGCCUGUGUCCUUGAGGAAAAACACGAAGUAACUGCUGAAAGUCUUGAAUCUGGAAAUGGUAACGAGUUUUGCUGGAGAAAUUUGUUUUCCUGUAUCAACCUUUUAAGAAUCCUGCAAAAACUGACCAAGUGGAAGCACUCAAGAACAAUGAUGUUAGUGGUUUUCAAAUCGGCUCCAAUUCUUAAAAGAGCUUUGAAAAUAAAUGAAGAAAACUUACAGCUUUACGUUUUGAAGUUACUGAAAACACAAAUAAAAUAUCUUGGUAGAAACUGGAGAAAAAGCAACAUGAAAAUCAUGUCCAUGAUUUAUCAUAAAGUCAGACACCGAUUGAACGAUGACUGGGCCUUCGGAAAUGAUCUUGACGCUCGACCGUGGGAUUUCCAGACUGAGGAAUGCGCGUUGCGCCAGAAUGUUGACUUGUUCAACUACCACCAUUACGAUGCCGGUGGCUCGCAUUACCCGUCCGAUUUUCAGCCGGUUGAUAACGAUCUCCAUAGCUGCUUGAGUCAGACAGUUACUCUUACAAAGAAAUUCAAGAAGGAUUACGAGAAAUGGCUCGACAGAGAAAUUUUCAAAAACAACGUUGAUUGGGAGGAAUUGUUGGAGAAAAAUUAGAUUUUUGUAGCAAUUUCUCGAAUCGAAUAUCAACUUGUACAGAUGAUUUAUGAACCAGUAUAAAUGGAAGAAAAUUAGAUCAGUUUAUUACAUUAUCGAUCUUGGAAAGGGCUGUCCAAAUUAAAACGACAGUAGUUUUAAUGCUAACCCAUUUUUAACACCGGUGAUAGAUCAGUGCUGGUAAAAUUUACCGAAAAAUAGCAACCAGACUUUAAACUUUCCCUGAAUAUGUAGCAGUUUUAUAAUUAACUGUUGAUCUUAUGGUUUUUGCUCCUUGAAAAUAAGCACUUAAUUUUGUCACGCCAGCCGGCUGCGUUAAAGCAAAAACUAGUGGCGAUGGGACCAGGGUAUUACGUAUGAAGCGAUGACGAAGUUGAAGUCUUUUACAUCAAAAGAUGGGAGAGGGUAUCGGAGCCAUGGCACCUCGCUUUUGCAGUACAAAAGAGCACUUUACCUGUAAAGUCGGAGUCUCUUCUUACCGUGUAGAUAUGGACAGGAAUUAAGUUGUUUUGCCAAGAAGAAUCUGUAUUAAGGACCACCAUAAUUUGUGGCGUUUUAUGGUUUAAUUUUUGCAGCUUUAACAUAGAUGCCCCUGAAUUCGGAGAAUUUUAACCCAAGUGUGUCUAAGUUUAUUCAUU
Molecule: messenger RNA, 3866 nt
Organism: Rhopilema esculentum
Lineage: Eukaryota; Metazoa; Cnidaria; Scyphozoa; Rhizostomeae; Rhizostomatidae
Product: striatin-interacting protein 2
Biological process (GO): cytoskeleton organization
Cellular component (GO): cytosol
Source: RefSeq, a predicted model, not a curated record